AUAAAAUAUGUGUCAAAAUGCACUGAUCAACCCCAUAAAAAGCUUCCAACAAAAUUGAUUCCUCCAACGUUCAAAGUUGAUUUUUCAUUUUGCAGACGCCGUAAAGAAUCUCGUGUGUUCCACAACACAACAAUCUUCUUGUCCGUAACAAACUAGAAGAAUAUCGGUGUGAACAGUACCCCAUGAACAGUUCUUAACAUAAAGUGGUUUCAGUCCUCUCAAUUGCAGUUGCAGUGGAUCGAACCGUGACCCUUCAUACUAAGUUCAAUGUCAAUCACUACUGAACCAGUAACAAAUUGUGUCAACUUUAAUACUACAAACAAGGCCCUAUCGUUCCAAAAAAGAAGAAGUAAGUCACCAUUAAAUAAUAAAUGCAGUCACUAUAUGAGGAGAGUUUGAUGCCAUGAUAUUUGUUGCAAUUUGCAACAAUGAUGCCAUGUUACAUUUAAUGAAGGUCGGUCCUAUAAGUUGUUUGUAACCAUGAGUCUUCAAUCUCUCAACAAACCUACCCAUUGAACAAUAGAGAAUCCUCUUUUAAUUAACCAAUGAAAAUUCAUUAUUUUUCUUUAAUCUUUAUGUGUAUACCAAAUAUCUCCAAGGUGUGGCUCAACUUGUUCCUCGUGGCCUCACAAGUCCAAAUAUAAGACUUUUCAGUUUUCACAUAGUCGGUGAAUGAUUUAUCAAAUAUAUAAUCAAAUAUAGAAAGAAAAAAAACACAAAAGAUCGAGAAAAUUGUGUAACAAAAAAAAAUGGGGAUAGUUGAAGAAGCUCACAACGUGAAAGUUUUAGGAAAAGGAAAUAGGUACAUAGUUCUAGCUCAUGGAUUUGGAACAGAUCAAUCUGUGUGGAAACACUUUGUACCUAAUAUUGUUGAUGAUUUUCGAGUUGUUUUAUAUGAUAACAUGGGUGCUGGUACUACUAACCCUGAAUACUUUGAUUCUGAGAGAUAUUCAAGUUUAGAAGGUUAUGCUUAUGAUUUAUUGGCUAUUUUAGAAGAGAUUGGAAUUGAUUCUUGUAUAUUUGUUGGUCACUCUGUUUCUGCAAUGAUUGGUGUUAUUGCUUCUAUUUCUCGUCCUGAUCUCUUCCAUAAACUCAUCAUGGUCUCUAGUUCACCAAGGUAUCUGAACGAUGUGAAUUACUUUGGAGGAUUUGAGCAAGAAGAUUUAAACCAAUUAUUCAAGGCAAUUGCUGAUAAUUACAAAGCAUGGUGUUUUGGGUUUGCUCCACUAGCUGUGGGUGGAGACAUGGACUCAGUGGCAGUGCAAGAAUUUAGUCGAACAUUGUUCAACAUGAGACCAGACAUAGCUCUAAUAGUGUCAAGGACAAUUUUUCAAAGUGACAUGAGGCAAAUUUUGAACCUUGUUACUGUCCCUUGUCAUAUUAUACAAGCUGAGAAAGAUAUGGCAGUUCCGGUGAUGGUCUCGGAGUAUCUUCACCAACACUUAGGUGGUCCGUCCAUUGUUGAGGUCAUGGCUACGGAUGGUCAUUUGCCGCAGUUAAGCUCGCCAGAUAUUGUUAUUCCGGUGUUGCUUAAACAUAUUCAGCUCAAUAUUGAGUCCACAAGCUGCCAAAGAAACUACAACACUUUCCAAAACCAAGACGCUUCUUCAACAAAGGCAACAAAUGCAGAGACUUCCUCGUUGAUGAAAAUGGAGGCAGAUUUAUAAUCUAAAGAGGCGUUGUCACGCGUCGGCUGCUUGGUGUUGCUAGCUAGUUAGGGACAAGAUGAAAGAAGUGUCAUUAAGAAGAAUAUGAUAAGUUAAGGGUCCUAGAAGAAGGAGAACAGUAACUUCAUCAAAGAAAUAUGAAAAAUUACUAUUUCCCCAUUUUCUAGUGUGAAGAAGGAAAGAAUUAGAGUAACUACAAAAUGUUUUAUUUUUUCAUUAUUUCUAAACUCAUUUUCUCUUUAUUUUGUCAUGUACUAUCUUAUUAUUGUCUUAGAAACUACGUUUUAAUUAGUGUAACAUGUGAAUCAUAUUUAAAUAUGUGACUCGUGAUUCGUGAACAAUUCAAAUAGGUAUUGUUACACAUUUAAGGUGAUGAUACAAUUGUUA
Messenger RNA from Trifolium pratense (red clover), 2054 nucleotides. Its product is annotated as probable esterase KAI2. Gene Ontology annotation, biological process: response to karrikin. The record is from RefSeq and is a predicted model, not a curated record. NCBI's taxonomy places the organism in Eukaryota, Viridiplantae, Streptophyta, Magnoliopsida, Fabales, Fabaceae. Bases 750 to 1667 code for a protein of 305 amino acids. The transcript has 3 exons.